Molecule: messenger RNA, 4067 nt
Organism: Trichoplusia ni (cabbage looper)
Lineage: Eukaryota; Metazoa; Arthropoda; Insecta; Lepidoptera; Noctuidae
Gene: Itgbn
Product: integrin beta-nu
Exons: 13
Coding region: 195-2621 (808 amino acids)
Biological process (GO): cell-matrix adhesion; cell adhesion mediated by integrin; cell migration
Cellular component (GO): cell surface; focal adhesion; integrin complex
Molecular function (GO): integrin binding
Source: RefSeq, a predicted model, not a curated record
AGACAGUGUUAGAGGCGCGGCAGAUGUCGGCGGGCGAAGACGUAAGGCGCGAUACGGCGUGCCGCGCCGGUACCCGCCGUAUCGCUGUACCUUAUCAACCCUUAUCAGUUAUCAGCAACUCAUCGCGAAACCGAUCGCACCGCCAUUCGAUACACGCGCGAUUCAAUCCAGAUGUGAUUUAAUUGUUCCCGAUCAUGUAUGUCCCUGUGUUUGUGAUUCUGUGCCUAUUAUUCGUGAAAUUCGAAAAUGGAAACUGUCAAGCACAACAGAUGCUGAACAAGCUGGUGUGUAUCGAGCAUGAUGAGUGCGGUGCCUGUCUCUCCGCCGCGUCGCACUGUCGCUGGUGCGCAGAUCCCAACUACAACACUGGAGCACCACGAUGCAAUGAUGAUGAGAGUCUCGUGAACACCAACUGCAGCCAAGGGUUCAUCCAGCGCCCUGCGAAGCCAGUGUGGAACGUGGUAGAGAACAGUUCUCUCCAAGACAUGAGACCCAACAGCGCUGAGAAUGUUAUACAGAUACAGCCGCAGAGGAUACAGCUUUCUUUGAAACCACGAGAAACGAAGAAAAUCAGCUUCUCUUUUAGGCCAGCAAAAAACUAUCCACUAGACUUGUAUUACCUAAUGGAUCUCACUUGGUCGAUGAAGGAUGACAAGGAAACACUCGUGUCUUUGAGGGACGACCUGCCCACGCUCCUGAAGAAUCUUACUGAUAACUUUAGGCUUGGAUUUGGAAGCUUCGCCGAAAAACCUCUAAUGCCAUUCAUAAGUACAGACUCUAGGAGACUGGCUAACCCCUGUUCCGUGGAAGAAGUGGCGUGCGAAGCCACCUACAGUUACCGGCAUCAUCUGUCGCUUACAAAUCAGGUAUCAGACUUCAUAGAGCAUGUCAACAGUAGUUCCGUGACCGCCAACUUGGAUAACGCGGAAGCUCAGUUGGAUGCCUUAGUACAAGUGAUAUCGUGCGGCGAUAAGAUCGGUUGGGCAACGCAUAGCCGGAAAAUUGUCAUCUUGUUGUCUGAUGGCUUAAUGCAUACCGCCGGGGACGGAAAACUAGGUGGUGCUACUAAAAAGAAUGACGAGCAAUGCCAUUUAGAUGAAAGAGGUUAUUAUUCGGACGCGGCGACUUACGACUAUCCGUCGGUAGCGCAAAUGUAUAGACUUUUAGACAAGUACAAGGUUAACGUGAUAUUCGCGGUGACGGAAAGUGUUAAAAACCAUUAUGAUAGCUUAAAUCAGUUACUAGAAGAUUUCACAUAUGUUGCCAAGUUAGAGAGCGACAGUUCCAACAUUCUGAAACUGGUGAAGACUGGUUACGAAGACAUCGUGAGUGUUGUGGACUUCCAUGACGAUUCCAGUUCGGGUCCGGUUAAAGUCCGAUACUUCACGGAUUGUGGAGUAAAGGGCAGACCACUGAUUGAAGGAACAAGAUGCACUGGAGUGGAGUACGGCAUGACUCUCAACUAUGAGGCUCAUGUUACGUUGGAAGCAUGCUCGGAUUUCAAAUCGUCGACGCAAACAAUCCGUAUCUCUGAAAGCCAGCUUGGUCAGGACGCUCUGACCCUUGAGGUGGAUAUCCAGUGCGGCUGUGAGUGCAGCAAUUCGGUACAAGAAGUGGUGACUCCAAUGUGUCCAGCCAAUUCACACCUAGUCUGCGGUGUGUGCCAGUGUAAUAAAGGAUGGUCGGGUCCACAAUGCAACUGUGAGAUUGGAGACGAGAAUGCGUCAGCUGAGCUGUUGGCGCAGUGUCGGGAACCGAACGCCACACGCUCGAUCCUGUGCUCGGGAGCUGGCGACUGCCUCUGCGGCAAGUGUGAGUGCGACUGGGGGUACAGCGGUCGCUACUGCCAGUGUAAAUCCUGUGAAGUUAGCUCAUACAACGAGUUAGAGUGUGGCGGUGUGGAUCGCGGGGUGUGUGUGUGUGGGCAGUGCGCUUGUGAGGCGGGCUGGGUCGGCGCGGCCUGCGACUGUCCGCUCUCCAACGACACUUGUAAACCACCUUCAGGAGGAGAGGUCUGCUCCGGAAACGGUGACUGCGUCUGCGGUAGUUGCGAGUGUACGAUAGCACAAGACGGAUCGAAGUACAUCGGCAAGUUCUGCGAGACGUGUCCGACUUGCGAGAACCCGCUGUGUAUCCACGCCGAGCCGUGUGUCUCCUGUCACUUGAACACCGGCUGCACUGACUCCUGCACCAUCGGGAACGUCAACUAUACCGUGAUCGAGAGGCUUUCUAAUACAGAAGACCCCUACUCCAGUGACGUCAUGUGCAUAUUCCGGCAAGAAGAAGGCAGUUUAGAGUGCGAGUACAAAUACACGUACUCUCCAGUCCAGUCCGAAUCUGGCAUCGAAAUCAGCAUCAGGUCAAAGGAGUGCUACCAACCCACCAGCGCCAUGAUCAUGACCAGUGGCCUAGUUAUUUUCGGCUGUGUUAUUGCAGCUGGUCUCAUCAUAAUCUUAGCAGUAAAAAGUGGGCAGAUUGUGUCCGAUAGGAGAGCUUACGCGAAAUUUUUAAAGGAGGCGCAAGAAAGUAGGCGAAAUAUGCAAGAAUUAAACCCUUUGUAUAUUUCUCCUAUUUCUGAAUUCCGUUUACCUGAUUCGUUUCCUAGGGAUAAAAAUGAUUAGAUGUUGAUUUGUCAUUUUUUUCUGUUAAAUAACUUUCGAUAUUGUUACCUACUUAGUGAUCUAUUGAGUCGAUGGUUUUGGCAGUUUAAGAGUCACAAAUUCUUUUUUCUAAGUUAAUGGCAGAUGUGUUCGCGCUUAAAAGUUCAGGAAGCGUGAACGCGAAUUGUAUUUUAUAUUAGUUAGGUUUAAAAGUAUUAGUUAAACAAUGAGAAUGUUGAGCUGAUGUGUGAAUAAUACUGAGAACAUAUUUGUAUGGUCAGCAACAGGAAUCGAUAAACACAAUUAAGACGUGUUGAUAGACCCUAAGUACACAAUCGAAUCCCAAAGUUGAUUUUGAGCUAUUAGGAUACAAAAGUGAAAAAGACCAAAGGGUGAUUUCACACCCAGGAAAAAGAUACCAAAGAGGUUCUAAACCUUGUGUACCUCCUUAAAGUUCAAUUACGAGUAUGACUGCCACUUUGUAAUUGUGUUAAUCGACAUCUCUGUUGCCAAUUAAACUUAGAAAAUUAUAAGAAUGAUAUUUCAAAAGUUUUGCUUGCUUGGGAAAUAUUCAGGGUUCUAUAUAAUGUAUUUAUGUGCGGCAUUUUUACUUAAGGUAAUUUAGAAAAUGCUUUUUGCAGUAAGUUUUGAGUAAAACGCAAUUUUUGAUAGUAUUUUGUCUUAAGUGUUACAAAGAAAAGUACAAAAUAAUAUAACCAACGUGGCCUUAAAGUUAUAAGUACCAAUCUUAUGCGAACAUAAAAGCUUUUUAAUCUUUAAACGAUUUCGAAAAUAACCACCAGUGCCUUACCGCCAUAUUAUUUAAUAAUUAUAAUUGCAUCACAAUAAGAUUUCUAAGAUAAUUUAACAUAAUAAUUUAGUUUAUCGAAAUGUAUUUAAAAUUGUAAAAAAAGUACUUAAAUUUGACAUAAUCUAGUUCGGAUUACUUUAGUAUGAUUUUGCUAGUCCGCAGUAUUGCAUUUUAUUAAUAGUUUAAUUAAUGUUUUUUUUAAUAUUAAGAUGACUACGUCGCGUAGGUAAGUUUAACCUCUUUCGUAAAUGGGGCGGUGCAUGUUUCCAAUACCUGACAACUUAAGACCAAAACGGACUGGAAUACUAAAAAAUCUAAAAACCCACUUUUUUAAUGUCAUUUGAAUACCUCUUCUAGAGUUAGUAGGGGCGUCUUUAAUGGUACUGAAAAAUCUGAAAAUCAUCGAGUCAAAUUGGAAAUCUCCUUAUUUUUUUAGUCGAUUAAAAACGUCAGGUAUCUGGGAAUUGCAUCGCUAAGUGUAAGAACAGUCUCUAUCAUAAUGUUAUUGUUAACUUUUUUUUACAAUUCACGAACAUGUCCUUUUCACUCUUUAUUUAAAACUUUAUUUCUAUGUUAAAUGAGUAAAAAUAGUCACGUCACAGUUUGUUGUAUAAAUGUUUUUUUAACUAAACCAAAAAUAAAACACUCGUUAACAU